UUAACUCGCCGCCGCGGCCGGAGCAGCUCGCUCGCAGAUGUAUCGAUCGGGUCGGCGGCGACGACGACCACGACCACCACGAUUGCGCGUGUUGGCAGACCGCCGCCGCGGGAGCACAAGGAUGCUCACCUGCGAACGCGAGCGAUGACGGCGAGGCGCUCGCGAAGCUCCGAGCUUGCCGAGCGCAAGACCGUCUGUUGGCCGGACCAGCUCGUCGUCGCCGGGCCCGGCGCGCCUUCGUCCAGGACCUCCAACAAGUCCAACAAGCUAUGCGACUAUAGACUCACCGACGGCGCUCCUGCGCUGCGGGCUUGCCGAUCUCUCGACUGCGCCGGCGCCGCUUUUAUGCGUUCCCGCGACGGCAGCGAUGGGAUCGCAGAGGCGCGCGACGAGCAGCGCGCCGACCGCAAGGCAGUCCUGCCCGCGGCCCAAGAAACGGAUCUGAUAUUCCUCGACGCCUUCAUCGGGGACCCUCUAGUCAGGUCGUUCAUGCAGGUGCAGGAGCGCCCGGAGCAGCCGCCGAAGCACGCGAGCCCCGCGUGCGCGUCCGUCCGGGAGACGCUGCAGCAGGUGACGCGGGCCCUCGAGCCCUCGCGCAGCCCCGAGUCGCGCGAGCUGCUGCUGCUGCUGCGUGGCCGCCAGCUGAGGAGCCUGCUCGAGACGCACGACGCGGUGGUCGCCGCCAGAGUCGCCGACGCCGAGCUCGCGCGCGCCCAGGGCCGAGCCCGCGGGCGGCCGCCCCUCUUCGGGAGCAUGCCGAGCAGCGAGGAGGCGCUCACCGAGGCCGUGAGGAUCGUCGGCCUGCUGAGGCAGCCCGACGAGCCGCUGGGCCUGACGAUACAGGUGGACGAGAACCGCAACCUCAUCAUCGCCCGGAUCCUCGGCGGCAGCACGGCGGCCAAGCAGGGCCUGAUGCGGCCCGGCGAGGUGAUCCUCGAGGUGAACGGCAAGAGCGUGCACAGCCCGGACGAGCUGCAGCAGGCGAUCCAGGAGGCCAAGGAGAACCUCACGCUGAAGCUCGCGCCCGGCCUCGCGUCCGACGACCCCGGCAGCGUCAAGCCCACGAGCUACAUGCGCGCGCUCUUCGACUACGAGCCGGCCGACGACAGCCUGCUGCCCUGCCGCGAGAUCGGCCUGGCCUUCCGGAAGGGCGACAUCCUGCAGAUCGUCGACCAGGCGGACCCCAACUGGUGGCAGGCCCGCCGCGUGGAGGGCAACAGCCUGGGCGCCCUGGGCCUCGUCCCGUCGCUCGAGCUGGAGGAGCGCCGGAAGGCCUUCGUCCCGCCGGAGGCGGACUUCGUGCACAAGAUCAGCAUCUGCGGCACGCGCAUCUCCAAGAAGAAGAAGCGCAGGAUGUACCAGUCCAAGUCGAACGGCGAGUUCGACAACGCCGAGCUGCUGCUCUACGAGGAGGUGGCCAGGAUGCCGCCGUUCAGGCGCAAGACCCUCGCGCUCGUCGGGCCCAGGGGCGUCGGCAGGCGCACCCUCAAGAACCGGCUGAUCAACAGCGAUCCCGACAAGUUCGGCACGAUCGUGCCUUUCACGUCGCGGCCGCCCCGGGUGCUGGAGGAGAACGGCAAGAGCUACUGGUUCACGGACCGCGAGGCCAUGGAGCGCGACAUUCGCGAGCACCGCUACCUCGAGUACGGCGAGCACGGGGGCAACCUGUACGGCACCAAGCUCGACUCGGUGCGCGAGCUCAUCCGAGCCGGCAAGAUGUGCGUGCUCGACUGCAGUCCCGCCGCGCUCAAGAUCCUCCACAACAGCACCGAGUUCAUGCCCUACGUCAUCUUCAUCGCCGCCCCGGGCAUGGAGCAGCUCAAGUCGCUCUACGACUUGGGCAGGUCCACCGGGGCCAGCAGCCGAAAUCUCACGUUUGAUCGCCAGAGUUCCAUCAGGUACAGCUCGAGACGCGCUAGAACCCUGGAGUCCUUGGCGUCCUUGUACGAGGAGGACGACUUGAAAUCAACCUUGGAAGAAUCGGCAGCCCUGCAGCGAGCUUACGAGAAGUACAUCGACUUGGUGAUCGUAAACGAGGACUUUGACCAAACUUUCCGCCAGGUUGUAGCUGCUCUCGACGCCUUGGCGAGCGAGGACCAAUGGGUCCCUGUCAACUGGAUCUACUAAUUCAGCUUAUUUUAUACCGAUUCCUGUAUAUAACGGGCAGAGGCAGGCAUUCCGCUUUCGUCGAUA
This is a messenger RNA of Phymastichus coffea, 2193 nucleotides long. It is a transcript of the gene vari, whose product is annotated as protein PALS2. The coding region runs from base 145 to 2127 and encodes 660 amino acids. NCBI's taxonomy places the organism in Eukaryota, Metazoa, Arthropoda, Insecta, Hymenoptera, Eulophidae. Gene Ontology annotation, cellular component: cell-cell junction; plasma membrane. The record is from RefSeq and is a predicted model, not a curated record. The transcript is spliced from 8 exons. Gene Ontology annotation, molecular function: protein binding.